CUUAAUAAAUAGAGAUUGUAUUUUGUUUUUGGAUAUUGUUAACCUGAUAUAAAUGAUGGAUUUUCCGUUUUACUCGAAGUCAAGAUGAAAUCAAUAAGUUGUGAUGUUGACACAGAUGUUACAGAAGAUACUCACGGCAAUGAAUGGUUCCUAUGACGGAGUAUGGACCACUGUAUUAAGCGCAGGCUCAAUUACCAUUAAUGACCGGAAGUUAAACGGAGAGAAACGCCAUGUUUUCUGACUCGAUUAGCUAUAUCUCUUCCGUUUUUCGCGGUCUCUUGGGAAACGGGAGCAAUACUGAACCAGAGCAAGAGCUGCAAAGCCAAGCUGUUGACAUCAGUAUACAGUCACGUGACUCAGUGCACGUGACGUCAUCAGACAUUAAAAGUCGAUUAACUAGCUCUAAUUUAUCAACACGUCAAAGACUAAACGAAAGUGAAGCGGAAAUAGAAACGACAUUUACCGAAAUUGAUAAUGAUCAUUAUAAAGAUUGUACAGUAAAAGAACAAGAUGAUAUUAAAGACAUGCUUGCAGAGAUUGCAAGCAGAGAAACCGGAUACUACUCUUCGGACACCGAUAAUGACAGCUUUGAACAUAUAUCGUUAUCAAAUCCUGCUGAGAUCCAAUCAGAUAACGAAAUUGAUCCUGCAUGUCUUACACCGUCAAAUACACGUGUUCUAACUGCAGACGAGUUUCAAAUAGAGCAUACCAUAAUCAGGGAUAAACCUGGUCAUGAUCUAGGGACAAAAGAAAAAAAUGUUCAUUUUCAAAAUGAUGAAAACAUCUUUAGUGAGUCCCAAAGUAGUCCAAAUACCAGUGAUCAACCAAUUUCCAUAAUAUCACGACUCCGAUACAACAUCAACGCCGGUGCUACAAACAAUGCCUUUGUAAAAGACGAAGACAUACAUCCGGAAGUUCCUAUUGAAGCUAGUUCAGGCAUUGCAAAGAGCAGAUGGAAGCAAAUAGCGGACAGAAAAACUGCAAUUGCAUCCAGUGACAAUAAGAACACUUCGAAACUUUUAUUCACAAACGCAAAUGUUGCCAAUGCACUUUUAGGUUCAUAUGCACGUGCAAAGCAGCGACAGGCAAAAGAACCCGGGAAAUUUGAACUGUUCCGUAAAGUUCAUCUAAGACGAAUAUCACAUGCGUUCAAAGAAUUUAAAAGUGGCAAUAUGUAUAAGAAAGAAAAUGACGAAUUCCGGAAAAAGAAGUACUAUGAUAUGGAUAGCGACGAUGAAGAAAUUAUUGAAAAGGGGCUUGGCCCCUAUUCGACCCUUCGACGUAAAAUGCCCUGGUGGGAAAAGAGGGCUAGAACUGGUUCCGAACGAAUGAGGAAGUACAAGUUUUACGCCAAUGCCCGGCUACGUUAUAAAGCCCGCAACAUGAUCGGAGCAGCCGGAAGCCGCCACCAAAGGCGGCGGGCUUCCCUGGCCAUCCCGGCGCUAUCGGGUGGCGGGGGAGGCCUCUACAGCCCAAUGGAGCAUAUCCGGGAAUUGGACGAGAACGCGCCACGCCCGUCUAUUGGACGGCGCCGCGCUGUGGACACUUCAGACUUCAAGUCAUGCGCCAUCCUGCAAACCCGGUUGAAAGAGAUCAAACAUUAUCCGGAAAUGGCGUCGUUCACCGCUGGAGGGCUGAACAGGGACGGUUUCAACAUGUCUGGUCCCAAUGACGGCUCCCUCGGGCAGGCCACCUCCCGGGUCGCCCAUCUUAGUCUGCCGGGGUUUGGAUCUACCAACACGAGAUCCCUAUUUAUCUUCAGUGAAGAAAACUUUAUCCGGAAGUACGCCAAGAUAAUCAUAGAAUGGGGGCCGUUCGAAUACAUGGUGCUACUCACAAUCAUCGCCAACUGUGUGGUCCUGGGGCUUGAGGAACAUCUACCGGAGAGGGACAGAACUCCACUCGUGGAAAAACUAGAAAAGACAGAAAUCUACUUCCUAGGAAUAUUUUGUUUUGAAGCCCUGUUAAAGAUAGUAGCAUUAGGAUUUAUAUUACACAAGGGGUCGUACCUUCGGAGUGUAUGGAAUAUCAUGGAUUUUGUGGUCGUAGUCACGGGGUUCAUAACCAUAACAGCCACCUCGAGUUCGGUGGAUCUACGAACCCUGCGGGCUGUGAGAGUUUUACGGCCUUUAAAAUUGGUGUCGGGUAUACCAAGUUUACAGGUGGUGCUGAAAUCCAUUGUUCGUGCAAUGGCGCCUUUGCUUCAAGUUUGUCUUCUUGUGUUCUUCGCAAUCAUCAUGUUUGCCAUCAUAGGGUUAGAAAUAUACAACGGUGCUUUCCAUCUCGCUUGCUACAAACUAGGGACCAUUGGAAAUAGUGAAGAUGACAUAGAUUUGGGUGACGAGAAUUCCAUACGACCCUGCACCAUAGAUGUCAGUACAGUUCUAGUGGGCUACAGGUGCCAAGCAAAUGUCUCCAAGUGUAGACCGUACUGGAGCGGGCCAAACUAUGGAAUUACUAGUUUUGAUAAUAUAGGAUAUGCAAUGUUAACUGUGUUUCAGUGUUUUACAAUGGAAGGAUGGACUGAUAUUUUAUAUUAUACAAACGACGCAAUGGGGAAAUGGUUUAAUUGGAUCUACUUUUACCCGCUCAUCAUACUCGGCUCAUUCUUCAUGCUCAACUUAGUCCUUGGUGUGCUUAGCGGCGAAUUUGCCAAAGAGAGAGAACGCGUAGAAAACCGUAGAGCUUUUUUCAAAUUACGUCGGCGGCAGCAGCUGGACCGGGAGUUAAAUGGCUACUUAGAAUGGAUAUGUAAAGCAGAAGAAGUAAUACUCAACGAAGAAAGAACUACAGACGAAGAGAAAAUUAAAAUCAUAGAAGCCCGGCGCCGAGCAGCAGCCAGAAAAAUGAAACAGUUACAAGAGGGUAGAUACAACGACGAUGAUAACAAUGACGACAAUGAUGAUGAUCUACUCACUGAUUUGAAUAUAGGAAACGCAUUAGGUAGAAAUUUUAGAAGAACCAAUUCAACAGGAAAAUGGGCACGGUUUUGGAAAUUUGAGAAACGCUGCAGAUUAGCAGUUCGAAAGGCGAUCAAAAGUCAAACAUUCUACUGGGCAGUGAUAGUGCUAGUGUUUUUAAACACUUUGUCUCUCACGUCAGAGCAUUAUGGUCAACCAACGUGGCACACAGAAUUCCUAUAUGUCACAGAGUUUGUAUUUUUGGGACUGUUUAUGUUAGAGAUGGUUGUCAAAAUGUACGGAUUGGGAGUUUGCAUAUACUUCAAGUCUUCUUUCAAUAUAUUUGACUGUGUUGUGAUAAUAGGUAGUAUUUUUGAAGUGGUGUGGUCAGAGUUCAAGCAGGGAUCAUCGUUCGGUAUCAGCGCCUUACGAGCUGUGAGACUGCUAAGAAUAUUUAAAGUCACAAGAUACUGGGCGGACUUGCGGAACCUGGUCGUGUCGUUGCUCCACAGUAUGAGGUCCAUCAUCAGCCUCCUCUUCUUGCUCUUCCUCUUCAUUCUCAUAUUUGCCUUACUCGGAAUGCAACUCUUCGGCGGAGAAAUGAAUUUCGAGGAGGGGAGACCAGCCAGUCACUUUGAUACAUUCCCCAUCGCUUUGCUGACAGUCUUCCAGAUUCUGACAGGGGAGGACUGGAACGAGGUGAUGUAUAACGGCAUCAGGUCCGGUAACUCUGACGGCUACGGCAUGAUCUUCUGCUCUUACUUCAUCAUACUCGUUGUCUUUGGCAACUACACACUGCUGAACGUGUUCUUGGCUAUCGCUGUGGACAAUCUGGCCAACGCACAGGAACUAUCCGCAGACGAAGAGGACUCCGAGGUUGCCAAAGAGGAGAUGCUGAGCAUGUACAACGAGCAAAUACCUCUAAACCUGAAACGGGAGGAAGUGGGGAAAGCCAUCGAGAACCAUUUCCAGCCAGGCAGUAUUCCUCCAAUGGUUAACAUCUGUCCACCCUCGCCACAAAAUAACGACGAAACCAAGAUAGGAAACUUCAACUAUAUAUCUUUCAGCGGCAACGCACGGCUGGACGCCAACCUGAGCCAAAACAACCUGAAGGACAAUCUCAACAAAGAACUCACCCUCUCCACUGGCCGUCCCGCCACGCCACAAGCAGGGGCCAGAGCAGCCGAUGCCCAGUCCAACCGGAGCGACAGCGUGGACCUCCCACGCCAAAACACCAACAACAGUCAGGAUGAGCCCGGAUUUGGACAGCCUAAACCCAUGUUACCCUACAGCUCCAUGUUUAUAUUCGGCCCAACCAAUCCAAUUCGCCGCUUCUGCCACUUCGUUGUCAACCUCCGCUACUUCGACCUGUUCAUCAUGAUUGUUAUCAGCGCCAGCAGCAUUGCCCUCGCCGCCGAGGACCCAGUAAACGAGAACUCUCAACACAAUACAAUCCUCAACUACUUUGAUUAUGUCUUCACAGGUGUCUUCACUAUUGAACUUCUGUUGAAGAUUGUCGAUCUCGGUAUAAUCCUACACCCGAAGGCCUACUGUCGUGACCCCUGGAACAUUCUGGACGCCACUGUUGUUAUUUGCGCCCUCGUUGCCUUUUUCUUUACUGAUAGCGCGGGUAAAAACCUGAACACAAUCAAGUCUUUGAGAGUUCUCAGAGUGUUACGACCACUAAAAACCAUCAACAGGGUUCCAAAGUUGAAGGCGGUGUUUGACUGUGUUGUGAACUCCUUGAAGAAUGUAUCCAACAUUCUGAUCGUGUAUACCCUCUUUCACUUCAUCUUUGCCGUUAUCGCCGUUCAGUUGUUCAAGGGGAAGUUCUAUUUCUGUACUGACGAGUCCAAGGAAACAGCUGAAGCAUGCAAGGGCCAGUAUUUCUCUUACGAGGAUGGCCCAGAUUCCCCAACGGUUGAACACAGGGAAUGGUUGCGGCAGGACUUUCACUAUGAUAACGUGUUAGCUGCCAUGCUGACACUGUUCACAGUCACCACGGGCGAGGGAUGGCCUGCCGUAUUAAAGAACUCCAUGGACUCCACAAUGGUAGACAGAGGUCCUCGACCCAAUUUCCAUAUGGAGAUGGCUCUGUUUUAUGUUGUCUUUUUCAUCGUGUUUCCAUUUUUCUUCGUGAACAUCUUCGUCGCCUUGAUCAUCAUCACAUUUCAAGAGCAAGGUGAAAGCGACCUUGGAGACCAGGACCUAGACAAAAACCAAAAACAAUGCAUUGACUUUGCAAUGAAUGCAAAACCACUAUGUCGCUUCAUGCCAAAGAAUAAAGGCUCAUUCAAAUACAGGAUUUGGAAGCUUGUUGUUUCACCAAAAUUUGAAUACUUAGUGAUGACGCUGAUUGCUCUCAACACAAUUGUGCUCAUGAUGAAGGUAUACGUACCUGAACCAUUACCAGAAGCACAUCAACUUUACCGUAGUGUCCUAAAAUACAUAAAUAUGGGCUGCACAAUAGCAUUUACCAUUGAAUGUAUCUUAAAAUUACUGGGUUUUGGAAGGAAUUAUUUCCGAGACCCUUGGAAUCUGUUCGACUUUUUCACCGUGCUUGGCAGUAUUCUUGAUGUCUUAAUAAAUGAACUGGGCCACGCGGUAGUGGAAAUGGUUACGGGUGAGGCUCAGGAUGACACAGUUGGAUUUAACGUCGGUAUUUUCCGUCUUUUCCGAGCUGCACGACUCGUCAAGCUUUUACGUCAAGGCUACACAAUACGCCUCUUGCUAUGGACAUUCCUGCAAUCAUUCAAAGCUUUGCCUUAUGUCUGCUUGCUCAUCCUCAUGCUCUUCUUCAUCGCCGCAAUCAUCGGUAUGCAGAUCUUCGGGAAUAUUCAGCUUGAUUCCCACACCGACAUCAAUCGCCACAAUAACUUCAGAAGUUUCUUUAUGGCGUUGAUGUUGCUAUUUAGGUGUGCAACAGGGGAGAAUUGGCAGCGGAUUAUGCUGUCGUGUCUCGGUGGAAGGCCAUGUGACCCAGAUUCUGGCCUCAGCAAUCACGAGUGUGGGCUCGACUUGGCUUAUAUGUAUUUCACAGCGUUCAUCUUCUUUUGCUCAUUCCUUAUGUUAAAUUUGUUUGUGGCUGUCAUCAUGGAUAACUUUGACUACUUGACGCGUGACAGCUCUAUCCUUGGUCCUCACCACUUGGACGAAUACACGAGGGUGUGGGCGGAGUACGACCCUGGAGCCACGGGGAGAAUACAACAUACAGACAUGUAUGAGAUGUUACGAAAUAUGGAGCCACCUGUCGGCUUCGGCAAGAAAUGCCCCUACAGAUUGGCUUACCGGAAGUUGAUUCGCAUGAAUAUGCCUGUGGCGGACGACGGGACCGUCCAUUUCACAACAACAUUGUUUGCACUUAUCAGAGAAUCACUAGGAAUCAAGACAUCAAUAACUGAGCAAAUGGACAGAAAAGACGAAGAAAUGCGAGAAGUUAUACAGAGACUCUGGCCGGUGCAGGCAAAGAAGCUUAUAGACCUGCUGGUGCCGCCAAAAGAAGAGUUAACUGAACACAAACUUGCAGUUGGUAAAAUAUACGUCGGUUUACUAAUAGCCGAAAACUGGAAAGCUUACAAAUCAAGUCAACUGAAUGGCCAACCUCUUAGAAUGCAGGAGGAAAGAGAAGAGGUAAAUUACGUCACAGGGUCACAUGACCUGGGCCAUAUUUCUGAUGUUUCUUAUACUUAGUAAUUAACACGCUUUAGUUGCCAUUUUAGGUGCUUUCACUUCAUUUUCCGUGUUUGUAAAUCAAUGAAAGUGUUCAACAAUGUCAAACGUGAUAUAGAUAUACAUAAUACGUGUAUAUUUGACAGAAAAAUAGUAUGCACAUCGGUGAAAAACGUCAUAGACAGUAUUAUCAUUUUCUUUUUGCUUUUGGUAUACCUCAUUUAAAUUUACACUUUAUGUUCACCUUUCGUUCUGUUUCAUUUUUAUAGUUUAGCUUUAAGCGUACUGCUAACUACUUCGUUCGUAUGAUAAAUAAUCAGUGAUAUCUUGCUGGCCUAACAAAUUUACACAAACGUUCGUAAAUGUAUAUAAACAACUGAAAGUGAAGGCUAGAUAUUAGAUAUGCUUGAUUUUGAUUGGCAUAAAUUACAAGUAAUGUAGAAUUCAAACCGAAUGAAUAGUGAAUAUGAAUAUCUUGCCAUUUAUUUAGAGUGUCUAUAAGGAUGCAAAUACAAUGAACGGUAUUUCAAAUGAAAUAUUGCAUAUACUUUUAAGAACUCGGUCAUGUUUUGGCAUCAAGAAUAUUUUUCCCGGUCAUUCAUCUUAAAAAGCUUCCAUUUUAAUUAUUUCAUCAUCUUUGAAUACAAAAUGCAGAAAAAAGAACAUUUAAGAUAGAAAUAAACUAGAUUUAGUGGGGAACGAACCCACGCCGGAACAGAAAGGAUUUUUGUUAGAAAAUUGACACAUGAUCCACUCGCCCACAGGGACUCAAACUGAGUUGACGGAAAUUUAAACCUUUCUUGAAGUCAUUGCUAGCAUCACGUGAUAAUCUCAAUCAACCAAUCACGUUAAAGCCUUUUGUUGAAUGGCGAUAGUAACGCAUUUCCAAAUUGUGGACUUUAACACUCUAUUUGAUUCGCUACACUUUAUUUCGUAAUAAAAAAGGGCAUUUUACAAAACAAGAUCGAGUCCCUUUAAGCCUUCAAUUUAAUCAUGCAUCAGUUCGUACGAAUAUGUAGUUGAACCAACACACCUUUCUCAAAGUUGUACAUGCAAAAUAAGAUAUGCGCUUUCAUUUAAAAGAAACAUAAUCAAACUACAAAUGCUUCUUUCGCCCUCAUGUCUGCAAUCUCGCGCUUUUUCCUCCAUGCUAUAAAACCUUUAUACUAAAAAUGGCCUUGGUCUGACGUGCCGAGAAAUCAGACCAUCUAAAAGCAAGAAAGCCCCACGAUAACGAAGAGCUGGGCUAUAAUAUCCCAUUGCUUGGUGAAAAUGAUCAGCGACCUCCAUCUUUCUUCAAGCGGCUGAUGGGAGUGGUAAGAGCGCCCUCUGCCAGGUCCAGCCAGAGUAUUGACUCCG
Mya arenaria is the source of this 7928-nucleotide messenger RNA. Its product is annotated as voltage-dependent calcium channel type A subunit alpha-1-like. The transcript is spliced from 45 exons. Gene Ontology annotation, cellular component: voltage-gated calcium channel complex; membrane. Gene Ontology annotation, biological process: calcium ion import across plasma membrane; chemical synaptic transmission. The record is from RefSeq and is a predicted model, not a curated record. Gene Ontology annotation, molecular function: high voltage-gated calcium channel activity. Bases 231 to 6590 code for a protein of 2119 amino acids. NCBI's taxonomy places the organism in Eukaryota, Metazoa, Mollusca, Bivalvia, Myida, Myidae.